Helobdella robusta is the source of this 492-nucleotide messenger RNA. RefSeq lists its product as hypothetical. The coding region runs from base 1 to 492 and encodes 163 amino acids. The transcript has 3 exons. The record is from RefSeq and is a predicted model, not a curated record. NCBI's taxonomy places the organism in Eukaryota, Metazoa, Annelida, Clitellata, Rhynchobdellida, Glossiphoniidae.
AUGGAUUCUACCAACCUGAAGACGAUUGCCGUGUUUUUUAUCAUCGUCGGUUGUUUCGUUGUUCUCUUUCCCAAACUCUUCUAUCCUUUGGUUUUAACGAUCUUUGGUGCACAUAGGGCGACUGAGAAUGAUCAAAGAGCAGAUUUUUUAAGCCAUUUGUUUGAAUUUCAGUUGGACCCAAGAACUCAUAUUUGUGAUUCACAGUAUCUUGUAGCAAUCCUGUUGUUCGACUAUUAUAAGCAGCCCAAUGAUCUGACCACACAGCAGUAUGUGGCAUUGUACUAUUGGCACGAGUGUUACUGCAUCACUUUGUGCCAUCUUUACAAGAAAUGCUUGUUUUGUGUCUGUAUCAAUGUCCCCAAACACUCACCUUGUGUGACUGUUUUUCGUACGUUUGGCACUCAAGACUGGAGUUUCAUCAAUUUGGACUACAUGCCCUGGCUCACCUGUUCUAAUUGGGUUGUCUCUAGCCCACUCAGUGCAGUCCGGUAA